Condylostylus longicornis is the source of this 1216-nucleotide messenger RNA. RefSeq names its product THO complex subunit 6 (gene thoc6). Gene Ontology annotation, molecular function: protein binding. The transcript has a single exon. The coding region runs from base 92 to 1027 and encodes 311 amino acids. The record is from RefSeq and is a predicted model, not a curated record. Gene Ontology annotation, biological process: mRNA export from nucleus. Gene Ontology annotation, cellular component: THO complex; transcription export complex. NCBI's taxonomy places the organism in Eukaryota, Metazoa, Arthropoda, Insecta, Diptera, Dolichopodidae.
AUACGAUUUGGCGUUUUGUUUUUGUGCAUAAACAAAAUUUUUUCGGCAAAAUUGGUUAAAAUAUUUUUUUAAAUAAUAUUUACAAAGAAUUAUGGUAUCGGAUAAGUUAAAGGUACUUUACAAUACGGUUCUAUCUCAAACAAUUUCUUCCGAUGGGAAAUGGAUGUUUUACGGAAAUAAUUACGGAGAUCUGUUUGUACAAAAUUUAAGUGAGGGAUGUGAGACUGCAGAUACUGAAUGCUAUUCUUUAAAUCUUGGACCAAUACUGAGUUUAUUAUUUUAUAAAGACUUAAUUUUAGUUGGAACAGAUUCCUUAAUAUCUGCGUAUAAAUGGCUAAAUGAAAAGGUAGAAGUCAACAAAACAUAUUUUCAAAUAGAAAUUAGUGGUUGCGGCGAUAUCAAUUGUAUUUUGUCAGACGAUUCUAAUGACAGCAUAUUUAUUGGAUGUGGGAAUAAUAGCAUUUACCAGAUAUGUGUAAAAUCAAAAACUAUUUUGUUCGAAUUCAAAGGACACACUAAUUACAUUCAUUGUAUUCAGUUAUAUGAAAUAAAUUUGUAUUCUGCUGCUGAAGAUGGUCAAAUAAUUUGUUGGGACAUAAAUACUAAACAGAUUCUGAAGAAAAUUAAACCAUAUAAAGAGCAAAAAUUAUACAGACCAGAAUUUGGGAAUUGGCAAGGGAGUGUUGCCGUAUAUAACGACUGGCUAAUAUGCGGAGGCGGAACGCAGGCUUCGCUUUGGCAUUUACCUUCUUCCGAAAUGAUUCAAGCUUUCCCGUUCCCUGGAAAAAUACAUUAUUGUGAUUUUAUAGAUGAAACUGUAAUGAUAGCUGGCGAGUCAAAAAAUAUUUUAUACUAUGCUUUAAAUGGAGAAGAGGUUGGAAAAAUUGAAAGUGAUUUGCCAGCCAUUUACAAUGUGACGUAUUGUAAAAAAUUAAAUUACAUGGCCAUAUCCGGAGCUGGCAAUAAAGUUAUAAAUAUGAAUGACAUUAGGUACAUAGAUUAUUACAAGGAUUUAUAUAAAUAUUAAAAAUUUUUAAGCAAAUUGUUUUUUUUAACAUGUUAAGGCAUAGAAACAAAAAUUUGUUAACAUGUGCUCUCUGUAAGCAUUCUAAGUAACAAUUUUCGGUUCCACCAACUAGGAACUAUUAAACAUCCUUAUUACGUAUUACAUUAUUUUUUUAAUUACCUUAUGCAUACCUCGCAAAAGGAAAAUAUA